Messenger RNA from Hemicordylus capensis (graceful crag lizard), 4657 nucleotides. RefSeq names its product zinc finger protein OZF-like. Gene Ontology annotation, biological process: regulation of transcription by RNA polymerase II; central nervous system development. The transcript is spliced from 9 exons. The coding region runs from base 1007 to 2758 and encodes 583 amino acids. The record is from RefSeq and is a predicted model, not a curated record. Gene Ontology annotation, cellular component: nucleus. Lineage: Eukaryota; Metazoa; Chordata; Lepidosauria; Squamata; Cordylidae. Gene Ontology annotation, molecular function: RNA polymerase II cis-regulatory region sequence-specific DNA binding; DNA-binding transcription activator activity, RNA polymerase II-specific.
GGUCCAGCUCCGAACCGGUCCGGAGGCCUCCAACAUGGCCUCCGGACCGGUUCGUGCACAUCCCUAAUGCUGACUUGGUUUCUCCCUAUUGAACUCCAGGCCUCUCUUUCUCCUUACCUAACUGCCCAGUCUGCUUGCAUCUCGGCUGGCUGGCUUGCGUGGAGCUGAGGUGUGUGUGUGUGUGUGUGUGUGUGUGCUGCUUGGCGUGUCCUCUGUUGCAUUCCUUGGCUCUGAACCAACCAGCUCAGGAGAUUAUUAUUGUUGCAUAGACAGGUUACAGAUACUUACGACAAUGGAUAGGAAUAGCUCUGUCUUAUGAAGGAUUCUCUGUCUUUGGAACAGUAAGAGCCAUGUCAACCAGUGGCACUCACCUGUCCUCCCCCUACAUCAGCUGUGGUGGCAACUGUUGCUUUGAAUUCACUCUUGGUAUUGCUUUGGUGCUGAGAUCUGUUCAGCUUUGUUUGCAUAUUUCAUAGAGGAAAUAUGCAAAUGUUGACAGGCAGCAACUCAGUAGGUGGCAUUUCCCCCAGCAUUUGGAGAUUGGAACUUCAGCAGUUAAAGUUCUGGCUGUUGUGCAGCUGAGGUACAGGCAGAGUAUCAACAGGUGCUGCUUCCAUUCUCAUUUGUGAGGUAAAUUUGCACCCUUUGAAUGUCUGCCUUUCAUACAACUGUUAAAAGUUCUGGGCUUUGGGGCCCUAAAAAGGAACUCUGCAGCCCCUCCCCCUUAUGAGAUAAUGGUGGGAGAAGGGGAAAAGCACUGAGGCCUAGCAGUUUUGAAGUUUAAAUGAUGCAAAUAAAAUGAACAAAUAAAAUAGGCAUAACAUAAUGUGACGUGGUCUGACACACGAACAACAUAGAUUUCUCACUGAAUAACUUCUAUCUUCUCACAGCAUGUGCCCAUGCUUUAAGUUUCUUCUCUUCUUUAGGGGGACACACAAAUAUAUUUAUCUGCUGUACAUUUUGCUGUAAUAUUGCACAGUGGUGCAACACCACGCUGACCACACAAAUGGCCACCAUGCAUGCACAGCAUCCAUGUUUGUGCCGAUGCCAUGUGCAGGCUACUGGAAGCAGUGCUGCAGCCUUUUGGACAGCGAGCACCAUGCCUGGAAAAGUGGUGGGGCAGCAGAGGAGCAGUUCCCAGAAUUCCCUGCGUCUGGAAAAACCAGGAGCAAGGACUACAAUUCCCAGUUGCUUUGGGGUUUCCUGUCUGUCUCUCUUGUCAGAAGAGGAGGCGAUCUUAUACUUGGCUGUGCUGGAGAGAGGAGUCUGUGUGUCUGUCUUUUGGGGGAACCACGAAGAACACUCAGAAGAGAGGAGGGAGGUUGGAUUUCCUGAGAGGUUGGGCAGCGCAAAAGUGCGGCUGCAUUUUGGAUUCCCCCUGUGCCUUUCCGGCAGAGGAAUGGGAGAAAGGAAAAAAGAGUUCAGAAUGACAUCCACAGUUCAGUCCAAAUUGUCCUCUGCCUUUGAAGUAGGAGAAAGUGCUGCCGUGGAGCCAGCACAGAUGCCAGUGACCUUUGAUGAUGUGGCUGUGUGUUUUACAAAGGGUCAGGGGGUGCUGUUGGAUCCGGACCAAAGAGCCCUGUACAAGGAGGUCAUGAUGGAGAAUUACACAAAUAUAGUUUCAUUGGGAUUUCCAGUCUCUAAGCCUGACCUCAUUGCCCAGCUGGAACAAGAAGAAGAGCCCUGGGUGCCAGACCCUGAGGCCUUGGAUGAAAUGCAGGUCUCUGACACUAGCACAGGUGACUCUUGGAAAGAAGAGAUGUGCCCAGAUUGCGGCAUCUGUUUUACUCAGAAAGCAAAUCUUUUAAGACAUCAGAGAAUUCACACAGGAGAGAAACCCUAUCAAUGUCUGGAAUGUGGGAAACGUUUUGCUUGGCAAGUAUUUCUGUUCAAACACCAGGAAAUGCACAUGGGGGAGAGACACUAUAAAUGCCUGGAGUGUGGGAAAUAUUUUGCUGACCGCUUAUCCGUUGUGAAGCAUCACAGAAUCCACACAGGAGAGAAACCUUUUAAAUGUCUUGAGUGUGGAAAAGGCUUUUCUUAUCACUCAGAUCUUAUGAAACACCAGAGAGUCCACACGGGAGAGAAACCCUUUAAAUGCCUGGACUGCGAUAAGUGUUUUGCUCGACGUUCAGACCUUGUUAAACACCAGAGAGUCCACACGGGAGAGAAACCAUAUAAAUGCCCCGACUGUGGGAAAUGCUUUGCUCAUCGCUCAGUCCUGGUGGAGCACCAGAGAAUCCACACAGGAGAGAAACCUUUUAAAUGCCAGGAGUGUGAAAAAUGCUUUGGCCAUCGCUCACACCUUGUGGAACACCAGAGAGUCCACACAGGAGAGAAACCCUUUAAAUGCCUAGACUGCGGGAAAUGCUUUGCUCAUCGUUCAGCCCUGGUGGAGCACAAGAGAGUCCAUACAGGAGAGAAGCCCUUUCAGUGUCUGGACUGUGGGAAAUGCUUUGCUCAUCGCUCACACCUUGUGGAACACCAGAGAAUCCACACAGGAGAGAAACCAUAUCAAUGCCCAGAGUGUGGGAGAUGUUUCACUCAACAGUCCAACCUUGUGAAUCACUGGAGAGUCCACACAGGAGAGAAGCCAUACCAGUGCCAGGAAUGUGGGAAAUGUUUCACUCAACAAGCAAACCUUGUGAGUCACCAGAGAGUCCACACUGGAGAGAAGCCAUACCAGUGCUCAGAGUGUGGGAAAUGUUUCACUCAACGAUCCAACCUUGUGAAUCACUGGAGAGUCCAUAUAGGUUAGUUGAGGAGGAAGCAAUGUUCUGCUUGUAUUGGGCCAAGAUCAACAUUGCCAAGCCCAUCACAUGAGGAAGAGACUCUCUCGCCCUAAGCAUGGAAAGCAGUUUGUUAGAGAAUCGAGCAUUAUAUUCAUUUGGGAAAGCUGCACAGGAAUGAGAACUGCAUGACUCUCACUUGCAUGUGGAAAAAGGCUCUGCUUUUAAGGUGCCCUUAUUUUAUAAAGAGAGAAACUGUGCAACAGGGAAGCCCCACAAAUGCCUUGAGCACAGCAGAAGAUUCCAUCUGAAAAAUUUAUGCCGAGAUUCAGAAACAUGAUUUUGAGAAUAUGCUUUUAAUAGUAAACACUUUUCAGGACUGAAUGAAUUAGCUCUUCAAGCUGUGUUAACAUUGGAAAUGGUUUUGAAAUUAAGUAAAAGCUGUACACAGUAAUGGGUUCUGCCCCUUCUGAACUGUUAUUUUCAAAUGAGAUAUGUUUGUAUAGCAAUGACCAACAAUUGGGAAGAUACUGGUUUGGAUCCCAGCAUGCCAGGUCCUGUGAGGGAGAGGCUUGCUUUCCUAACCAAGGCUGCAAUCCUGUGCACACUUACCUGGGAGUAAAUCCCACCAGAUGUCUUGGAAGUUACUUCUGAGUAAACAUGGAGAUAUACUAGGGCUUCAACUGAGUACAGGCAGUCUUUGCAUGAAAGCACUCCCAGUUAAAAUGAAUAGCACUUACAGUGUUUGUAAAUUGCCACCUUGUUUCAACUUUACAACACUUGCCACGGGAAGGGAGGCUCUGCUAGAUGGCUGCUGAUGCAUGGGCUAGAGGAGGUAACGGCGACACUGGCAGCUGAGGCUUACAUUGACACUGAGCAGGGCUGCUCAACUUUGGCCCUCCUACAGAUGUUGGCCUACAACUCCCAUAAUCCCUGGCUAUUGGCCACUGUGUCUAGGGAUUAUGGGAGUUGUAGUCCAAAAACAGCUGGGGAGCCUAAACUGAGCAGGACUGACAUUGAGGCUGGAAGUUCUGGUGGCAGUGGCUGCUGCAUGAUCUGAGGCGGUGGAGGGAUUGGCUGACUCACCCGUCCAACAGGCUCCCCCCACUGCCAUUUUGGCUCCUCCUCCAGGCUCAGAUGCUGUGCAGUGAUGGGAAGAGGGGAAAAACCUGUUCUCUUCCCAGCCCACAUGUUGCCUGCCUGCCUGCCUGACCUCCUUCCUUCCUUCCCUCCCUGUCUGUUGCCCAGGAAGAGAGGAGAUGGAAGCAAACUGCCCAGCUUGACUCCCUUUCUUCCACGGAAAAAUGAGAAACCGUGAGGAACGGAUGGGGGGAGCACAAGUGAGCAACUUCUGAUUCUCCCCCUUCAACUUCUCUGCUACACAUUUGUGACUGACACACCACCAGCUUUGACAGCAACAGGAAAAAAUAGGUUAUUUGGCCUUGGUUCAGGAACCAAACCCCCAUAGCUUUGUUUCCUAUGAGAAAAUCGGUUCUGAGCUGAGACAUUUAGACACAGUUUUUAGGAGCUAGUUGUGUCGUAAGUGUGAGGACUUCCUGUAAUAAGUUCCAUUGCACCCAUCCACAUGAAAGCAUCUUAGCUUCAUAAAGCACUUUUGAGUUUUGCCUAUAAUGUUGUUUGAAUAGCACCAUUUAAGGCCAUGGUGCUUUACAAAGAGUGAAAAGAUGGGUCCCCACCCCAAAGGCUACAAGAGAUACAAGGAAGACAAUAGAGGAAAGGGAAAGAAGUGGGUGCAGGGACAGGAAAAUGUGUGCUUAUUUAUCAUGUACACCUACUUAGGGCUAGUUACAGUGUAGUAUGGGGACUAAGACAUGGUAGCAUGCUGUAUUUGUAAUUAUUUCCCUAAAUGCUUGGGUUUAUGUUAUCUUCUAUUCCUUCUGAAUAAAUGUUUCUUUUCUUUAAAACUU